AUGCCAAAUUUAGUGUCGCAGCCGACUCGCCGCAGCCAGAAAGGUGGACAUAUAGGCAUUCAUAGGAAUAAGAUCUUUAAGAACGAAACAAAGGAGGAGUACGAGAAAAGAGUGUCAUUUGUGAUUGAUAUGCUGCAUAGCCGUGUGAAGCCUAUCGUCGAUGCUGAAAUUUUCCAUGCCCUCUUCACUUUACUGAAGAAAUCGUGCGACGAUACAGACCUCUUGACUAUACGUGUGAUAAGCUUACUGACCAAAAUGCUGACAUCGCCAGGAAAGUAUAAGAUAAAUCCUGCUGACCUGGAAAUGGAUUUCGUGGUGGAAAUGAUGCGCGCGACACACAGUCACCAUGUUCUCCGAGAAUCCCUUCGAUUGCUUACAGCCGCUGUACGCUUGUCACCUAAUACCGUAACAUCACACGUGAUGUCUGUUUUUACCUUUAUGGGAAGUGGAUUGUUUCGGAAGGAUAACGAGCUAACCUUGAAGAUAAUCGAAGACACGAUAGAAGCUUUAUUUUGCGCUAUUUGUGAGGAGGACGGCAAGACGCUACCUACCGAGAUGCGCAUUCGCCUUGCAAAUGUAGCACGGAUUCUCGCAGCUUCCAUGUGCGAUAUUCCUGCUCAUCGCCGAGCGCGUAUGGCCCAUGCCAUUGCUCGUGCCGUCAAGCACGUCAAUGUGUGGAUUGUGGCUGGUGUCCUCCUGGAACAUUUCUGUGCAAGAUGGCAACGCUCAGCUGCGGAUGCCGGCAAGAGGUCCUCCGAGCAGGACGCCUUUGAUGAUUUCGCUCUUGAACUUUGCGCAGGUCUUGAUCCUGUCCAUCAAUUUUCUGCAAUCACAGAUCUUGUGAGCUUCACUGUGAGACUCGGUGGUGAUCGUCCCACACAUUCACAAGAGGAAACAUUAGAUCAAGCAGUUUUCGACAGGUUUUUCCUUGCUUUCUUUCUCACUACCGAGUAUCCUUGA
Molecule: messenger RNA, 960 nt
Organism: Ostertagia ostertagi
Lineage: Eukaryota; Metazoa; Nematoda; Chromadorea; Rhabditida; Trichostrongylidae
Source: the annotation of a GenBank genome assembly